GGUUCCAGGACCCAGCCGUGAAGCGCAUGCUGAGCAAGCUGCAGAACAUAGACAAGGCGGCCCUACCCCAGGACGAGCUCUGGGAGGUGAUGGACGGAGCCCCCACGUCUCCAGGCAUAUGGUCCCCACCCCAGGGGUGGCUGGGCUGGCUGGGUGUGAAGCCAGAGCAUCCGGGCAGGAGGGAGGUUGUCAGGAAGGACCAGAGCUUCUUCUGGGGGAGAAGGGAAAUGGCGGCUGGAGGGAAGAUACCUCAGACAGGCUUGGCCCUUCCAGCUAGAGGGGCUACCACUGGGGGUGGGCCCAAGGGCACAGGCCUGCCCUAGGUGACACCUGCCCCCAGUACAAUGAGCUUCUGGCCUACAUGGAGACGACAUACAGCAUGGCCCAGAUGUGCUUGAAUGAGGGACCCUGCCAACCCCUGGAGCCUGGCAACAUGUGGGCUCAGUCUUGGGUCAACAUCCUAGACCUGGUCCUGCCCUUCCCAAAGAAGCCCCCUGAGGAUGUCACAAAGAUCAUGAAAAGCCAGCGCUGCAAGCCCUUGAAAAUGUUUGAAGAGGCUGAAAAAUUCUUCACCCACCUGGGGCUGCUCUCCACCCCUCCCAACUUCUGGAAAACUUCAGUGAUGGAAAGGCCAACGGAUGGGCGUGAUGUGGAGUGCCACGCCUCUGCCUGGGAUUUCUACAAGGCAAGGACUUCAGGUGCCAACCCAGCCUUUGAAGAGGCCAUGGGGUCGAUGGUUACCCUUUCGGCCUCCUCCCACAAACACCUGCUCAAUAGAGGCCUGCUCAGCCACCAGCACCAGGACUCAGAGGAGGAGGUCAAUUUCCUGAUGGGCAUCGCCCUGGAGAUUGCCUUCAUCCCUUUCGCCUACCUGAUGGACCUGUUUCGCUGGAAAGUCUUUGAUGGCACCAUCCAGGAGAACGUCUACAACCAGGAGUGGAGGAACCUCAGGUUGAAGUACCAGGGCCUGUGCCCCCCUAUCCCUCGGACAGAGGAUGACUUUGAUCCUGGCGCCAAGUUCCACAUUUCUGCUAGCGUGCCCUACAUAUGGUACUUCAUCAGCCUAGUGCUCCAGUUCCAGUUCCAUGAGGCUCUGUGCAAGGCCUCGGGCCAUGCAGGACCGCUGCACCAGUGUGACAUCUAUAACUCCAAGAUAGCUGGGAAGCUCCUGGAGGAUGUUCUAAAGCUGGGAUCAAGCAAGCCUUGGCCAGAAGUCCUGCAGAAAAUAACCAGGCAGACCGAAGUGUCUGCAAAGGCCCUCAUGACUUACUUUAAGCCACUCUUGAACUGGCUGGUCACUGAGAAUGUGCGGCAGGGGGAGAUCCUGGGCUGGCCAGACUUCAGCUGUUCCUUUGAAGAAAAAUACACAGACAAGGUGACAUUUCUGAGUCUGGAGCUGGAUGCUGACCAGGUCAAAUCUGGGCAGUGGGUGCUGCUGGCCCUCAGCUUUGUCAUAUUCCUGGUGGCCCUACUGCUGGCCUGCAGGUUGUACUCUCUGGAAAAAAGGUCACUGUCCCAGAACACCAAGACACAGAACACCAGUUUGCAGGACUCCAGUGCACUCGAGGCACAGCCCAAGGCCUACUUCCUGGGCAUAUCCAUGGAGCCCCGCCUAGUAGCCCAAAGACAGUGGAUCCUGCUGGGCCCCUGCCUCAUCCUGAUGCUGUGCUCAAUCAGCCUGAUCAUUCGAAUUUUCACACAGCACAACAAGAAGCCUCCGUGGAGGAGAGCUGAAUGGUGGAGCUGGGACUAGACACCAGUAUGACUGCCAUCCUGCACCCCCACACAAGGGGCAAUCAGGACAACUUGGCCCCACUAGGAGACUACACUUGCAGCCCUCCCAUUCUCCAGCCACAGUGGCCAGCCAGGCCCCCAUCAGGCAUUGUGGCUCUGCAUGGCAAAGGCACACCUAGCCCAGAACUGCAAGCCUCUCAUCUGGAGUCCAGCGAAAACCUCACUGAGACUUUUUGUCCAUUCUCUCUUCCCCACCUGCCAUUGUAAAAUUUCUUUCACUGGAAUGUUUCCUUUGUGUCUAACUGCUCAAGAACUUGGUUGUUCAGCAAUUAUAUCUAGAUGUUCAAAAUGGCAUCUGAGGGUCUUAUCAAUUUCCCUUUUGUCCAAACUUCACCUCUCCUAUGCCCCAGCUCAGUCCCUUUACACUGAUUCCACCAUUGGCCUUUGCCUAAGGUAUAGGCCAUAUUUGAAUGUUUGCCUUCCAAGGCCUGACUCAAAACUGGUCUUUGGACCCUCUACAAAGUUCCAAGACCACCGAAAGCUCAGUGAACAGUGAUCCCUUUCUCUCUUCUCCAAGAAACCUCUUUCAAUAAACC
Molecule: messenger RNA, 2330 nt
Organism: Suricata suricatta (meerkat)
Lineage: Eukaryota; Metazoa; Chordata; Mammalia; Carnivora; Herpestidae
Product: angiotensin-converting enzyme-like protein Ace3
Exons: 10
Coding region: 362-1753 (463 amino acids)
Biological process (GO): proteolysis
Cellular component (GO): plasma membrane
Molecular function (GO): metallopeptidase activity; peptidyl-dipeptidase activity
Source: RefSeq, a predicted model, not a curated record